This is a messenger RNA of Pogoniulus pusillus (Red-fronted tinkerbird), 4909 nucleotides long. RefSeq names its product RAS like proto-oncogene B (gene RALB). The record is from RefSeq and is a predicted model, not a curated record. Gene Ontology annotation, molecular function: GDP binding; GTP binding; GTPase activity. NCBI's taxonomy places the organism in Eukaryota, Metazoa, Chordata, Aves, Piciformes, Lybiidae. Gene Ontology annotation, cellular component: plasma membrane. The coding region runs from base 156 to 776 and encodes 206 amino acids. The transcript has 5 exons. Gene Ontology annotation, biological process: Ras protein signal transduction.
CGCGCGGGCGGCGGCACCCCAAUGAGAGCUCGGGGGGCGGCGGCGGCGGCGGUUAAAGCGGACCCGGGUUCCAGGCUGGAGCUGCAGCGCGGAUCCGGGUCUUAGCCCUCAGAUUUAAUUGGUUGCCUGGCAUUUCAUCUGUGGCAAGCAGGACAAUGGCUGCCAGCAAGACCAAAAACCAGAGUUCCUUGGCUCUCCAUAAAGUAAUUAUGGUUGGCAGUGGAGGUGUGGGCAAGUCCGCACUCACUCUUCAGUUUAUGUAUGAUGAGUUUGUAGAAGACUAUGAACCUACCAAGGCUGACAGUUACAGAAAGAAAGUAGUUCUGGAUGGUGAAGAAGUUCAGAUAGACAUUCUGGACACAGCAGGACAGGAGGAUUAUGCAGCUAUCAGAGACAACUAUUUCCGCAGUGGGGAAGGGUUUCUUCUAGUCUUCUCAAUAACGGAGCAUGAAUCCUUUACAGCAACUGCAGAGUUCCGGGAACAGAUCCUGCGUGUGAAGGCUGAAGAGGAUAAAAUCCCUUUACUGGUAGUAGGAAACAAAUCUGAUUUGGAAGAACGCAGACAAGUGCCUGUAGAAGAAGCUAGAAGUAAGGCAGAGGAGUGGGGUGUGCAGUAUGUAGAAACUUCUGCCAAGACCAGAGCGAAUGUAGAUAAGGUAUUCUUUGAUUUAAUGAGAGAAAUCAGAGCAAAGAAAAUGUCAGAAAACAAAGACAAGAAUGGCAAGAAAAGUGGCAAGAACAAGAAAAGCUUUAAAGAAAGAUGUUGCUUACUGUGAUGCUUGGGAACUGUAAAUACUGAUCUACAGGUGGCAUGGAUAAGAUACCACUAAGGAUAUAGGGCUGGAUUCAUGAAAGGAAGUCUGUAUUGACUCCCUUAUCUUUUGCUUUGCAUAUCACACCUUCAAAAUGUGAAAAGAACUUUUAAACGAUUUCUGGUAUCCAACAAAACCUAUGCCUACCUAAAUGGAAAUGGGCUUUGUCUUCCCCAAUGUCCUUCAAAACUAGAAACACUUUCAGAACUACAGUCUUUUUGCUUGAUCAUACAAAGUACUUUUGUAUUAACUUCUUAAUACACUCAGAUGUUUCUCUGAAUAUGUUUCACUUGAACCUCUACUGGCCUUAAACAAGCACAGCUGUUCAGGUUCAAACUUUUUUCUCCCCCACUGUUACUGCCCUCCUUGAUGUUGCAAACUUCAGAAAAGCUAGAUGACAUCUGGUAAAGUUCUUGACUCUCCACCUUCUGUUAGUUGUCAUUGAUACUUCUUACUCUGAAAUCUUCUGGCUUCCUUCCCAUACUCCAUGUAACAAUUAGCAACUGACACUUGAGAGUCAACUCGGAACAAACUUUCUUCCAUGUUCUAUUUAGUCAAUACACUAUUCAUGAAUCAAGCCUGUGGAUUCGAUUCAGACCUUUUAGGCAAUACAGAAAAUAAUACUUAAAAGAUUGGCCAGAUGCAUUCCUCACUAGCCUGUCCUCUCACCCUUAAAUUAGUGACAUGGGGUGAGAAAAUUACUGUAAGCCUUUUUUUCAGAAGGAACAAUCUUGUUGCCAUCCCUUUGAAAUGUGGCUAGAUUCAAUCACACUCGCUGUACAUCUAUCACCUCUCUCUUGUACUGCAGUAGUGAAAAUCAAUGUUGAUUCCAUCAAUUUUGUUUAUAUUGGAACACUUCUGAUCAUGUUGGAAAGCAGGAGCAUCUGCAUCUGUCUCUUGCCUUGCUGAAGAUGAAAACUUUGAGACAGGAUGGGUCACAUCAUACAAUCAUGACUUGGAAUAGGUGAGGCAUACUUGCUACCUCUCAAUGAUUAGCUGGCUAGUGAGUUGUAUAGUGUCAAAGCAAAUUAAGCAGUUGUUACAUCUGUUACUGUUAAUUUUAUAUGCACUUUUUCCAAUGCACAGUGACCUAGCACAUGGACAUGUUGACUCAGUUAUGGGAGGGUCAUGUACUGAUCCACAAAAAGCAGCCUAGGAAUGGAAAAGUUGGUAUUUAGCAGGUCCUCUUGUAAGGUGACAGAGCUGAGCUUUGUGAUGCAGUUUAAGUGCAGUUGCCAAAACCCACUUUUGUCACUGUUUUGGAAAGUUAACUGUCUCUUCUGAUUGUGGGGUCUUUCAGUGAGUUAUGGCUAUCUUCUGUUUUGAAGGAGUAGAGAGACAGUAAUAACUAUAACUGGCUUGACUGGCUGCUUAAAAACAAAACUUAUUUGGUGGAAGGGGUGUGUUGUGUGGUUGUUCCACAAAGCAGCUGCAGCACUGAAUUAACAAAUAGUGUUUCUUCUUGAGGUGGAGUAGUGAAUACUUUUCAGUACUUAGUGUUCUAAUUUUUUGCUGAAAAAUACACACCACAUUUAACAUGUACUCGAUCACCCUUGUGCAUUCCACCUCUAGACUAAGAUGUGUUGGAUAUCAGAAUUUCUGUUGGUCUGAGGUUUUACAGGGGCUUAUCACAAACUCAUUGUCUUCCAUAAGUAGCUCAACUUGUCAGGCAACUCAUUGGACUGAGGAAGCUGUACUAAAUAAAAGGUGCUGUAAUCUUUGUUCUUGUCAAGUUAAAUUCCUUUGUUAAUGUCUUGUAUUUGCAGAAAAUGUUUUAAGCAGUUUUGGAAAUACUAUUGUGAACAGUGUAAGUAAUUAGUAUUGCAAAGCCAACUUGCCAAGACAGUUUUGAAGUGAAGGCUGGGAGCAUUCUGGCUGGUGGAAUUUGUCCCUUGAUGUCCAUCACCUGUGUCUAAAGCCUAAGCACCUAAUGGGACAUUUGGAGCUAUUACCCUUCUAACAAAAUUUCCCCUUGAACUUCCAUGUAUAAAGCCUGGUUUUGAGUGAAUAUUGUGUAUACAGCAAAUGAAUGUUUGGUUCUGGAGGAAAGUACCUCACUUAGGUUUGGGUUUAGUUGAGACCUAAAGGCCAAGUCCUUAAUUAACCUAAAGGACAAACAACAGUUGAAUUCACAUUACAGGCUCAUCUAGGUCAAGCUGCCCUGAGGUGGAUUGUAAAAUGUGUCUUAAUAAAACUGAAUAAGCUUUCCUUGCUAUAUGAAUAAUGAACUCAGCAAAGCUCACAAUGAGCAGCCCAGCUGUAUUGGCUCAAGACUUGCAUGUGUUGAUCUUUGGUCUCUUAAAGUACCUGACAGUACUUGAUAGAACAGAUUAAUUUCUACUCGGAAUAGUGAGUCUGUUACUGGUAUUCUCACAGUCCAUGUGCUCUCCUUGCUCAGGUUAUUUAACUGAUAAAACUCUGCUGCUGAGGAGGACUUAACUGGAAGAAGCUUUUCAGUGUUCUCCUUCUGUACUUGUGACAAACUUCAGUUUAACUUUCUAGUCACAGCUUAAAAUAUAGGUACUUCAUAACAGUAGGCAACAAGCAUUCUAAUUUGUACCAGGAAGGCAAUAAAACUCCCCUGGACUAGAAUCCAUUUGGUAGAAGUUUCUGAAAGCAUGCCCUUGAAAUAACAUCAGUGUGAUUUGUGCUUCCCUGGUCAGCAGUGGGCAUCAGCAUUUAGAUGAAUUGACUAGAGUAAAUACAAAAUGGUGUAGAGAAAUCCUUGUUUUGGACUGGGGGCUUCCUGUGAGCAGAAUAAAUGAAGCUUUUGCCUCUAAUCUAAAUGAGUACUUGUAGAUUAGCCACACAAAUAAGGAUGACUUUGGCAAGAGGGCGGUGGGGUGUGUGGUUGCAUGCUAGCCCUGCUGUGUCGCUGAGGCAGCUGAAAACUGAAUUGAAGCUGAUAUACUCUAGCAGAUACUGCAUGUUAUGUAAUUAAGGCCUAAGACUUCAAUCAUGGUAAUAUACUCUUAAAUCUUUCUGGAGCAUGAUUGUAGGCAAAUAACUGGAUAUUUGAACCUGGAGGCUGUGCAAGAUUUGACUAUGUACUUGCACUUAAGCAUUCAAAUGUUAUCCUUGUGUAAUGGCUUGAAGCAAGUGAGCUGUUUACUGCUAUAUGCAAACUUCUAUAUGUGACUUAGCUGUGGGUAUGUAUUCCAGCGCUCCAGUCUUCCUUCUGGUUUGAGCAAACACCUCCAUUAUAACAGGGCUAAGUUAUAUGAAAAAAAAAAAAGGUUAAACUGCAGGAGUACAAAAGUGGAUGUGACUCCUGUUUCUCUCUAGAUAAGUGCACAGAUGCAACAUGAAGUGCAUCUCCAAUGACUUGUGCCAUAUAUUUCCUGUACAUACUAAUGCACCUUUACUGCAAUUUCUAAGUGAACGUUUGCCUUCAUGAGGAGAGUUGUAUGCAUACACUUAUUGGGCAUUGAACUUCUGUAAGAUGCCAGUAGUUACCCAAAGUUCCAGUUGAAUCUUAUAUGACUAAUCUAAUGCUUAAUAAAUACACUUUAGGUCUAAGGCAUGAAGAUACAAUCUGGAAUGUAAGGGAGCAGGGGAAUGCAUCUAAGUGCUCACCAAUAUUUGGUUUAACGUUUUACAAAGUGUUAAGCCAGUGCUUAGGGCUGAGAGGCCUAUCAAUUACUGCUCAAAAAGGAUACUGUUUAUCAAUUCCACUCAGAGCCUGAGUAGACAGGAGCUUUCUUCAGUUGCUGUAAGCAUAUGUUGCUAUGUUCACCUCCUGCUGACUUCAUAGUUAAGAAAAGGAGGGAAGAGGAACAAAGCAGCUAUGAUUUUUCACUGUAAUCUCCACACUUCAUGGGAAUGGCAGGUGUUCCUCUUGUGAGGGGAAGGUGUUAUCUCUAACACCAAGAAAGAGGUUUAGUGUAGAGGAAGUGAUUGUGAUUGCAAGAUAUAAUAAAACUGCCUCUAAAUGAUGUAUGCUAUACUAUACAAUGUACUUUCUUUUCUCUUGUAGCUUUAGAGCUUUGUCUCUAACUUGCACAAAAUUUUAAUGUCUAUAAACUGGUCACUUUUCAUUAUCAUGCUAAUACAACUGAUUUGUAUUACUAUUGAUAAUAAAAAGAAAAACAGGCUUA